CAAACAUGAACAGGACCUCGGUCUUAAGACAUAUAGUCACCAAUCACCGGAGCUUUUGGCUGCUUCGGAAGGCGGCCUCUAGUCGUAGCCGGAGUCAAGCACACCGAUACUGUCCUUGCCUUGCUCGCAUCUAGCCCGGCGCCAGCCCACCGGAGCAACCAGACUAUUCACACCACAUCAUUUGGUGUGCUUCGAGGCAGUAUUUAAUCUGAGUACAAGAGCGGCCCUUGUCCAAGCCUGUUCACCUGCUGGAGACUCGGUCGAUUUAUCGACACCCAUGAGCUUUUUCGUAUAGUGUCGAUCAGUCCUGCUCGCGGCACCUCUAACGAAAUUCUUAGAGUUAAAGCGAAUUCAAGCGACGUCAUGGCUUCCUCUUCCGCCCCUGCAGCUGAUGCGCUCGACAUCUACAAGCUCACGCGGCUCAAGCGCAUUGCCUCUCCGUGCGGGGGGGCUGGAAGCGAUGAAUGGGUCUUCGAAUCGGUGACCCAGGCGCUGGAGCUGAUGGGCAACCCGAGCAAGAUUGCAUAUGGCGGCUGUGCAUUGGCACUCGCCGUCACGGCAGCUUUCCAGUCUCUUGAAGGCAAGGACUAUGCGAUCUACUCGAUGAGUGCACAGUAUCUUGGCCCUACGGCGUUCAGCCAGGCUGUGCGGCUGUACGUGCGCUCGCUGAGAGAUACACGGACAUUCUGCACGCGUUUCCUACUCAUAAAGCAGCAGCAGACCAAUGGUCGAUGGCGACCGACACUCUCAGCGACAUGCGACUUUGUCGCGCCUCAAGAGGCCGACUCGGUUCAGACGCUCCUUCGUUUCAGUGUUAAGCCGGAACAUCCGAAUGCCCCCCCACCAGAGACCCUUCCAUCGCCAGAUGUGUCGCUCAAGCAGCUUGCCGAUGAGGGCAAUGUUACCGAACGCGAACUGUCAGAACAUGAACGGAAUUUCUCCCCCAUGGCACGGUACGCUGACAUGCGCACCGUACCGGAUACUCCAAUCGCACAGAAGCUCGCGGGAAUCCAGUACAAAUCUGCAACCUCGCAAGACGGCCGAGAGCUAGCGGAGAAGCUCUCGUCGGAUUGGUUCAAGGCGACCAGCAACCUGCCGCGGCUCGUCGAGCAAGCUGACCCAUCAGAAAAUCUCACGUUGCGCGCGCUCACCGCGGCGCUAACCGUCUUCUACCUCGACAAUUCCAUGGCCUUCUUGCCGCUGACCCACUCAGAAGGGUAUUGGUUCCCGCACGUCUCGGCCUGCUCCUCGCUCGACUUUGUCGCGCGCUGGCACACCGACAGCUUUGACGCGGCGCAAUGGCACCUCAGGGAGCUCAGGGCGCUCCAUGGUGCACAUGGCCGCACAUUCAACGAGGCCAGAAUAUUUGAUCGGCAGGGCGAAUUAGUGCUUACGUCGUCGCAACAAGCAGUCAUGCGAGCGUCGCAGGCGAUUCAGGAAGAGAAGCUGGCCAGUAAGAGCAGAUUGUAAUGGUAUGGACCACAUACCAGACUCCUCUCUCGCACCCGCUACCGCUCAUUCAUUUCGGCAACGGUUCGCCCACACCUUACAUGAGGUAGGCAUCCACAAUUGCCUUCAUGUGAGAAAGAAAGUUGAUUUCCAUACAUCUCUUUCUCAUCGUUGAGGUUUCAUCGCACGGUGGCACGCGGAUAACCUUGAAUCCACGCAAUUUAAACGGCAUAUAUCUCAGGGAGCUCGCUGGGGUCAAGGCACUGCACACACGGCCGCACACUUAGCGAAUUGCACGCCUUCGACGAAUAGAACUUUGGUGAUCAGCGUGUCACAAUAGACUGUCGUGCGAGCGUCACACAAGCUUGAGGGUGAGAAGGUGCUAAUCGCAGCACAUGCUAAGCAUGUUUCAUAGAGGGAA
Tilletiaria anomala UBC 951 is the source of this 1870-nucleotide messenger RNA. RefSeq lists its product as uncharacterized. The coding region runs from base 364 to 1470 and encodes 368 amino acids. Lineage: Eukaryota; Fungi; Basidiomycota; Exobasidiomycetes; Georgefischeriales; Tilletiariaceae. The transcript has a single exon. Gene Ontology annotation, molecular function: fatty acyl-CoA hydrolase activity. The record is from RefSeq and is a predicted model, not a curated record. Gene Ontology annotation, cellular component: peroxisomal matrix. Gene Ontology annotation, biological process: acyl-CoA metabolic process; fatty acid catabolic process.